CACUUCCGGGUUGGAAGACGAGUGGCUACAAUAUCACGGGGAAUAGGAUGGAAGAAGACUCAAGCAGAUUUAAAAUCCACACUGCAGUUUUUUACAAGAAAAAGAAACGGUCUUCUGUGUCCGAGGAAAGACCCCAAAUAAGAACCCCUGAGACCCUGGAGAGUGAGCAUCCUCCGGUGUCCAAGCCAAGGAAGAAGAGGAGGAAGGAGUCCCAGACUCCAGCCCCUAAGACCCUGGAGAGUGAGCAUCCUCUGGUGUCCAAGCCGGGGAAGAGGAGGAAGGAGUACCAGAUUCCAGCCCCUGAGACCCUGGAGAGUAAGCAUCCUCUGGUGUCCAAGCCAAGGAAGAAGAGGAGGAAGGAGUACCAGACUCCAGCCCCUGAGACCCUGGAGAGUGAGCAUCCUCUGGUGUCCAAGCCGGGGAAGAGGAGGAAGGAGUCCCAGAUUCCAGCCCCUGAGACCCUGGAGAGUGAGCAUCCUCCGGUAUCCAAGCCAGGGAAGAAGAGGAGGAAGGAGUCCCAGACUCCAGCCCCUGAGAGCUUGGAGAAUGAGCAUCCUCUGGUGUCCAAGCCGGGGAAGAGGAGGAAGGAGUCCCAGACUUCAGCUCCUGAAAACUUGGAGAGUGAGCAUCCUCAGGUAUCCAAGCUGGGUAAAAGGAAGGAGUCCCAGACUCCAGCCCCUGAGAGCUUAGAGAGUGAGCAUCCUCGGGUGUCCAAGCCGGGGAAGAGGAAGGAGUCCCAGACUCCAGCUCCUGAGAGCCUGGAGAAUGAGCAUCCUCGGGUGUCCAAGCCGGGGAAGAAGAAGGAGUCCCAGACACCAGCCCCUGAAAGCUUGGAGAGUGAGCGUCCUCACAUAGCCAAGAGGAAGAAGGGGAGGGAGUUCCAACAACUUACUUCUUCCCUUCUGAAAAAUUCAGAAACCUUCCAUAAAGCCAAAAAGACCAUUUCUACCCAUAAAAAAAAGAGAAGUAGUGUUUGGGAGGUGGAUGUGGAAACAGGGAUCAUUCUUGUAAAUAAAGAAAACAUAGAGAACCUGCUGGAGAGUUCUAGAAAAGAUGUGGAUAUUGUUUAUGUAGAUGUGAGCAAGGGACAAAAGUCAGCAGAAGCAGACAAAGCAGAGGAGCUGUCUGUUGCUGAGUCCCAGAAACAUGACUGUCAAGAGCUGCACACUGAUGUUAGGAGCAAAAAGAAUCAAAAGCAUUUGAAGAAAGUUGUAUGCAGGGAUGCUGUACGGGAAAGCCAGCAUGAGAACAUCAUCUUGCCCCACUCAGAAUCCUUGUCUUCUAUGAAUCUAGAAGGCAAAAGCACAGAACUAGUGAUGUCUUGUAAAAAGAAGUCUAAGGAAAAAGUGGUCACGAACCAGGAAUUGGGGGUCAUGCCUGAGAGUGUUGGUAGCACACACCCUGGAGGAGAGGCUGGGACUGGAGAAGUAGGUGAGAGGAUCAAAGGAUCCCAUAGUAUCAGGAAAAAGUCUAAGAAAAGGAAGUGUGCGUCUGUUCCUAUUGCCACCUCUGGUGACAAUGUCUCACUGCCUGACGACAAUGCUGAGAAUGCCCUCGUGGAUUCAUUGGAAGGCAGCAAUGCUUUGAGGGAAGAGGAUGUGGACCACAGACCAAGGGAGGCAGGAACCCAGGCUUGUUCCAGCGAGAAGCAUGCAGAAGAGAUGCAGGGGUUAGAAUCCACCCCUGAAGAAGAAAGCAAUUUGGAAUCGGUCAGCAAUUCCACAGCAAGAUAUGUAUCUGAAGAUGGGAGAGACUCUGAUGAAUCAGACGUGGAUUUGGGCUCUGCAGUGAAGCAGCUCCAAGAGUUCAUUCCUGACAUACAGGAAAGGGCAGCCACCACAAUCAGACGCAUGUAUCGGGAUGACCUGGGGCGAUUCAAGGAAUUUAAGGCACAAGGUGUUGCUAUUAGAUUUGGCAAAUUUUCUGCUAAAGAAAAUAAACAAAUAGAGAAAAACGUGCAAGAAUUCCUGUCCCUGACUGGAAUUGAGAAUGCAGACAAGCUGCUGUACACAGACAGAUAUCCAGAGGAAAAGUCUCUGAUCACCAAUUUAAAACGAAAGCAUGCGUUCAGGCUGCACAUUGGGAAAGGUAUCGCUCGGCCCUGGAAGCUUGUGUACUAUCGCGCAAAGAAGAUCUUUGAUGUGAAUAAUUACAAAGGCAGGUACAAUGAAGAAGAUACUAAGAAGCUAAAGGUAUACCAUUCCCUCCAUGGAAACGACUGGAAAAAGAUCGGGGCCAUGGUAGCCCGAAGCAGCCUCUCUGUCGCCCUGAAGUACUCUCAGAUUGGUGGUCACAUAAACCACGGUGCUUGGAGUAAGACUGAAACUCAGAGACUAAUCAAGGCUGUGGAGGAUGUGAUCCUAAAGAAAAUGUCUCCCCAGGAGUUAAGAGAACUGGAUUCUAGACUCCAGGAAGACCCUGAAGGUCGCCUGUCCAUUGUCCGGGAAAAACUGUACAAGGGCAUUUCAUGGGUGGAAGUGGAAGCCAAAGUGGAGACCAGAAACUGGAUGCAGUGCAAAAGUAAGUGGACAGAGAUUCUCACCAAAAGGAUGACCCAAGGUGGGUUCGUGUAUCGUGGCGUAAAUGCUCUGCAAGCCAAAAUCACCCUUAUUGAAAGGUUAUAUGAACUAAAUGUGAAUGAUGCUAAUGAAAUAGAUUGGGAAGAUCUUGCUAGUGCCAUAGGGGAUGUCCCUCCACCUUUUGUUCAGGCAAAAUUUUAUAAGCUGAAAGCUGCCUAUGUUCCUUUUUGGCAGAAAAAGACUUUUCCAGAGAUCAUUGACUACUUAUAUGAGACCAGUCUGCCUUUGCUGAAGGAAAAGUUAGACAAGAAGAAGGAGAAAGACAGUAGCCAGAUCCAGACGCCCUCAGCUCCCAAACAAGACUUCCUGUUCAAAGACAUCUUCUAUUGCGAUGAUGACAGUGAUGGGGAGGGCUCAGAGGAGCCCAGUGCCCCUGGUGUGCAGUGACUGCGGCCCUCCUCUUCCUCAGACUGCUCUCUGUUCCCUUGGACCUCUUCCUGCGCAUCUCCUCUUCUGGGUGGACUGCUGGUGGCCAUAGCUGCUGGCAUACUUGCGUUCCUUGCGGAAGCUCAGCUGUUAGUCUUGGGAGAAUUUGUCCAGCUGAUGCACAGCUCCCAUAGGAAUCUCAGUACAGGGUGAAAGGAGACUCCUCUCUCAGUCAGGAAAGUGAAACCACCAAGGGUGUUCCAGAGAGAGAACUUUCUACCGGGGUUUAGGUAACACAAGGUGUUCUACGAGAUCACACUGCACAGGCAAAGAGCGUCACAAGAUUGAGGCCAGCCUGGGCUACAUAAUGAGACCUUGUAUCAAGCACACACACACAGAUUGUUUAGUGGGAUGCUGGAGCCAGCAGGAGGAGUGCAUUGCCCGGAGAGCAGCAGCAUGCAGAGAAGCUGUGUAGUCCUGCAGACCACCCCAAUUUUCCCAUGUUCCAACCAGCUGCUCCCGUACCCCAGGCUGUCCACUGCUGCUGGCCUGUGUCCCUCCAUCAUCACAUGCCUCUGCAGAGACAUGUGUCAGUGUGUGACCUUAGCAGAAAUGUGCUGCAAGGGAGUCUGGGACACCAGGUGUUCAGACUUGUAUCCCAUCUGUGCUGGGGAGCACAGGGAAAGGAAAGUGUGGCAAAUUGUACCAUGUGCUCUGUUCCCAUUGGUGCCCCUCCACAAUCUCCUGUCCUCUUGCAGCUCUCA
Messenger RNA from Chionomys nivalis (European snow vole), 3709 nucleotides. It is a transcript of the gene Ttf1, whose product is annotated as transcription termination factor 1. The record is from RefSeq and is a predicted model, not a curated record. Bases 48 to 2966 code for a protein of 972 amino acids. NCBI's taxonomy places the organism in Eukaryota, Metazoa, Chordata, Mammalia, Rodentia, Cricetidae. The transcript has 12 exons.